This is a messenger RNA of Gavialis gangeticus (Gharial), 1953 nucleotides long. RefSeq names its product dual specificity phosphatase 14 (gene DUSP14). Gene Ontology annotation, biological process: protein dephosphorylation. Lineage: Eukaryota; Metazoa; Chordata; Crocodylia; Gavialidae. Bases 453 to 1049 code for a protein of 198 amino acids. Gene Ontology annotation, cellular component: cytoplasm. The transcript is spliced from 3 exons. The record is from RefSeq and is a predicted model, not a curated record. Gene Ontology annotation, molecular function: MAP kinase tyrosine/serine/threonine phosphatase activity.
ACACCGAGCUGCUAACACGGAGGCAAGGGAAAAGUAGGAGGGGCUGGCACAACGGAGAGCGGUGAGAUCAGAUGCCAGCAGCUCAGGGAGUCAUUCCCCAGCUCCCAGGAAUAUAAAAGUCCGGCUCAUUCAUCACCCUGCCCUGGGACACUCUGGACCACAGCUGGCCUGGCAGGGAGGAGCAGCCUAGGAAGUGAACUGCUGAGGACCCCGCUGUCGCCUCCUGCAAAGAGGGUUUGGAUGCACUAUAUAAACACCUGCAGCUACAGCAGUACAUCUCCUCGAUCUCCAAACUAAACAGUCCACAGAGAAAAAGGUUUCCAGUGAACGGUGAGUAACUAAGCCAAGGAAGCUCCUCCAGUUCUAAUCCACCAGGCAAGACAAUUGUUUCCUUGGCAGGAGAUCCCACGGGAUCCCUACCCAUAAUGGAAGCGUGAGCGCGAGGCUCCUCCAUGACCUCCAGAAGCCACAACUCCUUGCCGCGAACUCUGAUGGCUCCUCGCAUGCUUUCUGAAGGGGCGCUGGGAGGCAUCUCCCAAAUCACCUCCUCUCUGUACCUGAGCAGGGGCAGCGUCGCCUCCAACCGACACCUGCUUUUGGCUCGGGGGAUCACCUGCAUCAUCAAUGCCACCAUCGAGAUCCCCAACUUUAAUUGGCCCCAGUUCGAAUAUGUCAAAGUGCCUCUGGCCGACAUGCCUCAAGCCCCCAUCUCCCUGUACUUCGACAGCGUGGCCGACAAAAUCCACAGUGUCGCGCGGAAGCACGGCGCCACCUUAGUUCACUGUGCUGCAGGGGUGAGCAGGUCAGCCACCCUGUGCAUCGCCUACCUGAUGAAGUACCACAACGUGUCCCUGUUUGACGCUUACAACUGGGUCAAAUCGAGACGUCCCGUUAUACGCCCCAACGUGGGCUUCUGGAGGCAGCUGAUAGACUACGAGCGGAAGCUCUUUGGGAAGACCACGGUUAAAAUGGUACAGACGCCAUAUGGCAUCAUCCCAGACGUUUACGAGAGGGAGAGGGGACCUCUGGUGCCUUACUGGGGUAUUUAACAUGACUGCAUCCAUGGGAAGAGCAGAAGGGACUCGUUCCGAGUCGACCAGACUAGAGACAAUCCCUUCUUCCUACGGCCAACUUCAGUUCUUCACCACAGGGCAGAACCUUAAUUAAGUCUCACCUCACUAACCUGAAAAGCCAACAAUUUCCCCCACUUGUCUUCAACGCAUACAUAAGCAAGUAGGCCUCAUUCUACCUUCCGCUGAUUUAGCAGAGUGAGGUCUCCUUACUAGCAUUUAUUCCCAUCACAAAGCACCUCUUCCACCCCUCCAUCCACCCCCACCCAGUCAGUUUACUAGCAUACUACAAGCAAAGAGCUAAAAGGCAUUUGGCAGAGUUAAUGAACAAAAGUACACUUUGUGAUGCGGUAGCCUGGAUAUUUCUUUAAUAGCUUGUUUGCUUCCUCGCGAAAUCCUGUAGCUGAUAAGGAGCAGCACUAGCACAAAAUGAAUAAGGUCCUACUCUAACUCAGCGGGUUUUUUAAGAGCCAGAGAGAGGAGUGCAGAAAUUUUUGCUAGUGCUGUUAUUUUCUUUAACUACUGUAGUGACUUAUAAUAUUAUAUAGUGUUUAGGAAACCUUUAGCCAGCAUUUACUCCUCAUAAAGUUAAGUCAGUCCAAGUCUGCCACAAAUAACAUAAUCCAAAACGAUUAAAAUAAUUGCAAUAUGUUCCGCAGCAGAGUAAUAGUCCCUGAAAGUACUUGUCCACCUGGAUAAAUGCAUACAUGAGUACAUGUUUGCAGGAUGGGGGAAACAUAGCAGGGCUCACUUCAAAGCAUAGCUCAGUACAGAAGUGAUGGGUUAACCUUUUCCCACGCCAACUGGCCAAAUGAAUGCUUAGGAAGUUUUGUGCAUGCAGCUACCCUCACAAAAGGGUUGAGCUGUAGUGUUUCAUUACCCA